Molecule: messenger RNA, 900 nt
Organism: Egretta garzetta (little egret)
Lineage: Eukaryota; Metazoa; Chordata; Aves; Pelecaniformes; Ardeidae
Gene: PDAP1
Product: PDGFA associated protein 1
Exons: 7
Coding region: 1-552 (183 amino acids)
Cellular component (GO): cytosol
Molecular function (GO): RNA binding
Source: RefSeq, a predicted model, not a curated record
AUGAUGCGGUCUUUGAGCUGUAGAAAAGGAGGCCACAAAGGCCGAGCAAGGCAGUACACGAGUCCUGAAGAGAUUGAUGCCCAGCUCCAAGCAGAAAAGCAAAAGGCAAGGGAAGAAGAGGAGCAAGAAGAAGGAGGCGAAGGAGCAACAGGGGACCCCAAAAAGGAGAAGAAGUCUUUAGAUUCAGAUGAGAGUGAAGAAGAUGACGAGGAUUAUCAGCAAAAGCGCAAAGGAGUGGAAGGGUUGAUAGACAUAGAGAAUCCCAACCGUGUAAUUCAGACAACCAAAAAAGUAACUCAGCUGGACCUGGAUGGACCUAAGGAACUCUCGCGACGAGAGCGAGAGGAAAUAGAGAAACAAAAGGCAAAAGAAAGAUACAUGAAAAUGCACCUAGCUGGCAAAACAGAACAAGCGAAGGCAGAUCUCGCCCGACUAGCCAUCAUUCGGAAGCAAAGGGAAGAAGCUGCCAGAAAGAAAGAAGAAGAAAGAAAAGCAAAAGACGAAGCGGCCAUGGCAGGUAAAAGACUGCAGUCACUCUCCCUUAACAAGUAAGCACAGGACACGCAAGAGGAGGAAACGCCAGGGAACUGUGCCUGGUGCCCGCCAGGAGCUCUGUCGUGUUGCAUACCACCGAUGCCACGUAGGGUGUACUGCGGCAUCGACGUCACCUUCACCUCCAAGAGACACUGACGAUGUGUUUGUCUUCAUCCUGGCACAGAUUUCCAUUUGGGGUUAGGGGCAGCUGCCACCUUCGGCGCAGAACUGUGCUGAACAGCAAUUCUCUGUAACAGUUUGGAAACCUGAAUGUUUUUUGCUGGUUUUAGGAUUAAGAACUCAUAGACAGGGGACGGGGCGGGAGGGAGCUGUGCGGGAGGGGAGAUGCUUCAAAUAUUAGAUUGC